This is a messenger RNA of Bemisia tabaci, 3768 nucleotides long. RefSeq lists its product as uncharacterized. NCBI's taxonomy places the organism in Eukaryota, Metazoa, Arthropoda, Insecta, Hemiptera, Aleyrodidae. The record is from RefSeq and is a predicted model, not a curated record. Gene Ontology annotation, cellular component: nucleus. Gene Ontology annotation, biological process: regulation of exit from mitosis.
UUCAUAUUUUAAGUAGUUAAGAGAAUUCUCCAAAAAUGUAAAUGAAAAUUGUUGCUUUGUUUUAUCGUAAGAAAAGUAAACUCCUGCCAAUAUUUACAGUGUUCCAGUCAGAGAUACGCAUUUUCCACUUUAAGCUGUUGAUAUGAAUAGGUAUUUUAAACUAAGUUAUAAGCUCAAAAAUUUAGUCAAAAUUAUGAUAAAAAAAUCACAAGUAAUCGAUUGUAUGAGGAGGUGGGAGCACAGUGCACCUCUGAACAGAAACAUCCUCCAGUGCAUAAAAUAAUGUUAGAACCCCCUCAAUCUCCUGCAACUAUAUCAUAAAAAUGUUGAAGCUUUUAUGAGUAGCUCAUAGUUGGAUGAUGAGAUUAAUAAAAAUGUACUAACAAAUUUAGAAGCGCCACCGCAAAACAGUUUUGUUACACCUAUGCCUGCUCUAGAAGUGAUGAAGAGUUUCUAACUUUAUGGCAAAGAGUCUCGAUUUAUGUCUCUUAUGACUCCUGUCAUUAAGUUUCUUUCUAAAUUUGAUGUACCUACAUUUUCUUGGAUGCUUGUUAGGUACAACCAUUGCAACGCAUCUAGCCCAUUCAAUUUAUCUUUUACCUAAAAGGUAUAUAAAUUGCAAUUUACAAGGUCAACUAUUACUUUGAAGCGAUCGAUGAAGAUGUUCAAUGAUUCAUGGAGACAUUAUUUUCCAUUUUUCCAGCAAGUGGCGCAUGAUGCGUGCAUGCCGGUCCGUUAAUUUAAAAAUCCGCGGUUUUCUUGGCAACGUUGCCAGUAUUAGCAACAAGUAGCAAUAAUAAAGCCCGCCAAAAAAAGUGAGGUUAGGUAUGUGUAAUUCAAGAAUUCCUGGAAUCAUUCACUCAUUCAGUCUUUUAUUUUAUUUUCGAGCUCCUGAAAUACUUUUUCCACUUUCAUGAAGACAGAUUAUGUAGUUGGAAGUGUCAGAAUUCAUCAGAGGCUUUUCUCAUUCAAGUGUUACAAGUUUCAGGUUAUUUCCUCCGCAUAAUUAGCCGAAGUGUCUGUCCGUUUGAGUCCAACGACCUUAUCUCUUUGUCCAGUGCAUGAGUUCAUCAUGACAAUUUCAGCAGUGAAUCUGUGAAUUAUUGAAUACGCAGUACGCAGUGCAACUCCGUAAACCGACCAUGAAAAGUCCGUCGGUUGAAAUCGGCGUCCAGCUUACAGACGUUUUUACGCAGAGUUUAUGUUCAGAAUUAAUCGUCGAAAUAGUGAAAUUCAUCAUCUACCAGAAACAAUUGAUUCCUUUUCCCCUUGAUCAUUUAAAACUCUGCAUUGCGAGACGAAAAAGCAUAGAGGACACAAGAAUUGACCAGACUUCCAGUAGAGACAACCAAACAGGAUCAACCUACCUUGUUGAGAAACACUUGAAAAAAACGGUCGAUUCAUUGGACUUACUUGACUCCAUGUUCAAAAGCAUUAUUUCUGAGAUUGAAUCCUGCGACUCAAACGAUCUUAAAGAAGUUCUGCUGGUGUUAGGAGCAACUAUUCUAAGUCCUCAAAACGUAUUCCGGAUAAAAAUCCCACAGAUAGAAAAACUGCAUUCAGAUAAAUAUCAUCCACCAAGAAAGCAACUUUUCAAUGUUCUCAGGUCACUGGUGGGCACUUCAAAUUUCGCAGAUCUUAUGUGUAAAGAAAUUAGCUCUAAAAAUUUAUUCAUUUUCUUGAAACUGAACGCAAGUUACUGCGUCAAGUCAAGUCAUCUCCUUCCGAAAGAGAACUUCAGCUUACCAUUGAGAGCUCAAGAGUCGAUCAUCAAUAUACUUACAUCAGAUGGAAGUUCUGCAGAUUGUUGUUGUUCGGGUAUAAAAAUUUUCAAUGACUCCAAUGUGGAGACUUCUCCUGCACGGGCAGGUAGUGAUAAUUCCGCCACCACUUUAGACAUCAGCAACGAAAGCCUGACGUCUUGGUAUCAAUUCAAAUCCCCCUUUGUGGGAUUCAAAGAUGAGAAAGUGAAUGGUGUGUCAAUCGUCAAUCUAUGGAUGAAAUCAUGAUAGCUUUCUCUCACCCCUUUUCAUGAUGCAGCAAAAAUAUAAAAAAAAAAAACGAAGUAGAUAUUAAGUCUGAAAUCAUUUUAGGAUCAUUUUGUUUUUAAAAUUUUUUGGGAUACUAGUCCCAAAUUUAAUACUUUUUAGUCAGACUAUAAAAGUGUCAAAUUUUUACUUUAAAUACCCAGCAGUUGGCUGUUAAGUUGUUUCAGGACUCGAAUCUAUUUGAACUAAAGAGCUCAAAUUAUUACGAAUUCAGAUCCAUUCCAAUUUUCAGUUCUGUUUGCGAUUAUGUUAGCUCCUUCAUGUUCAGAGCCACUCAUUUGAGCCAUUCAUCCUUCAUGCUUAUUUCAAUCGAUCAGGUUGAGCUCCUGCUCUGAAUAACUUGAUUUACUGCUGAAUUUAUUUUAUGAAAUGGUAUGUAUGAAAAAAUCACCAUUUAAAAACAGCUGCUUUAAGAAGGUACUGAUAAGUUGCUCAAUAUUUUACUUAAAAGCAUUUUCUUCAUUUAACAGCUUCGUUGAAGUCAAUGUAAAGCGUGACUGAAUUGAUGAGAAGUCCUUUUAGAUCAAUUAAAUUCGAAAAUUGUACAUUGAGGUCCAUCAUAUUUGAUAUGAUUUGUUACUAUUUUAGCUCAAAUUUUGUACAUAGUAAUUAUUCAAUGACUUUUUACAAUAUAGUUAUAGGAUUUUCUGAGCUGCAUAAUUGAAAAUUGCUUCGUCAGAUGAAAUAGGGCAUUUUAGAAUUAAACAUCCCUUUAUGAGAUUAAAGUGGCUUGUAAGCAAGCGGGAAUUUAUUUCAUACAAUGGUUUAACCCUUUAUGUACCUGCUCUUAUUAACUGUCUAAAGUCAGUCAAGCUCGAAUGCAUGAAAAUUAAAUCUUCACUCUUUCAUUGAUUUUUUUUUGUUUUAAGAUUUUUCUACUUAUACUUUCCCUAUCAGAGUUUAUCUGAAGCUCUUACAGCAUACUUUAUGAAGGAAUAUGCGCAGAACACCACCUCUCAGAAGCAGUCAUAAUUUAUUGACCUUAAGCAAUUUUUCAAAGACUCACAGACCUACCUUGUCGACUGGUGCUGCCUAGCUGUAAAAGGUUGUCAAGCCUUAACUAAACCUAGAAUCAAUAGACAUGCAUUAGUUUUCUGAAUGAAACGAUAAGUAUGAAAAAUCUCAGAAUUUAAAAAGUGGUCAAGGAUUAAUGCAAAAAAUCCCGCAUAUUCGGCAGUAGAUUUUAGACCAAACUAGCUGUAACCAUCAGUAGAUUUCACGGGUUGAUGGAUAUUAAUUUUCAUAAGUUUUCUAAUAAAACUAAAAUCAACUUGCUAGCUUCAUGUUUUAGUCUCUUUGGAAAUAAUUCAUACACUUUUUUUUUGUUGAUGGGUUUCAAGGCUUCCUUAGCACUCUCUUUUUAUUUUGUUGAUAGGUUUCAAGGCUUCCUUAGCACUCUCUUUUUAAUUACAUCUUUUUAAUUGUGUUUUACUGAUUUUUGACGCCCCGCUCUCUUCGAUAUCAGUGGAUUUUGUCUCUUCUCUCGGUAGAAUGACUUUCUUUUUAAGCUAGUUUUUAUUCUAAUAAUUGUUUUUUUAUGACUGUAGAGUAUUUUUACUUUUAUAGUUAGAAGAGUGCCAAACAAUCAUUGACCAUUAUUGAGACUUGAGCUUAAUCGACAUUAAAUCUCUGCGUACAUCUUAUAUAUUUAUAAUCCUUCAUUAAAUCAUGUCGUUUGAAUCAAAGGAAAUAAAUAAAACUGUGUACCUGCUCAAACGUU